AGUCGGCACUCGCGUUACGAUGGCAACAUGUAGCGAAGCUACGGAAGAAGUAAACGAGCCGGGAGCUGCGCCUUAUGGAAACUUUAGAAACUAUUACACCUUUAACCCUCCGGAGAAUCGUUUGAGUUUGAUUCCCGCUACCCUCCUGCGGGAUUUAGGCCACAAUGACGACCAGGACGAUGUCACGUUGGUCCUGGACGUGGGCUGUAACUCGGGGGAACUAAGUGUGGCCUUCUACAACCAUGUUGUGCAGCAGCCUGAGGUGGCAACGCACAAAAAGAAAGUUCAUCUCCUGGGAUUCGACCUGGAUGAAACCCUUAUUCAGCGAGCGCAGGAGAUCAACCCUCUGCACAGCAGCAUCACCUUCCUGCACCUGGAUAUCACUAAGAACAUGGGCCAGCUGCAGGACUAUCUCAGACAGCGCUGCUGCUCCCACUUCCACCUCUGUCUGUGCCUGGCAGUCACAAUGUGGGUCCACCUGAACCACGGAGACGCAGGUCUGCUGCAGCUGCUUUCACAGCUGGCCUCCAUUAGCCAGCACCUCCUGCUGGAGGCUCAGCCCUGGAAGUGUUACCGCUCUGCAGCCCGGCGGUUGCGGAAGCUGGGCCGCUCAGACUUUGACCACUUCAAGACCCUGAAGAUCCGUGGGGAUGUAGCAGAACAUGCCAGAGAGCACCUGGAGAGACACUGCGACAUGCAGCUCAUCCAGAGCUUCGGCAGCACAACGUGGGACCGCCAGCUGCUGCUUUUCAGACGGAAAUGACAAAAAAAAAAAAAAAAAA
Molecule: messenger RNA, 782 nt
Organism: Nematolebias whitei (Rio pearlfish)
Lineage: Eukaryota; Metazoa; Chordata; Actinopteri; Cyprinodontiformes; Rivulidae
Product: pre-miRNA 5'-monophosphate methyltransferase
Exons: 2
Coding region: 20-763 (247 amino acids)
Biological process (GO): negative regulation of pre-miRNA processing; miRNA metabolic process
Cellular component (GO): cytoplasm
Molecular function (GO): O-methyltransferase activity; RNA methyltransferase activity
Source: RefSeq, a predicted model, not a curated record